AUGUCUAGGGUUAUAACUCUUAGUUGUGAGGACGGUAUCAAUUCCUUCACUUGCGUUUGCAAACCAGGUUAUAGUGGCGAAUUCUGUGAACAACGAAUUGAUCAGUGUGCUUCGUCGCCUUGCAUGAAUAAUGGCACCUGCUUUGAUGAAGGCGCUUCCUUCAGAUGUGUUUGUGCUAAUGGAUGGACUGGAGACACAUGCGAGCAAGAGACCGGCAGCUGUGUGAGCGGAAAAGACUGUGAAAUUGCACCGAAUCGUUGCAUUGGUGAGCCAUGCCUCAAUGGUGGAGUAUGUGGAGAUUUUGGCUCUAGGCAAGAGUGCAGCUGUCCGAAAAAGUUUACCGGAACAGGUUUGUUUUUGAACUGCUACGAAUUUCCAGUUGCUGUAAAUAGUCUCCAAAAUCAGACAAAAUGAAA
Cylicostephanus goldi is the source of this 416-nucleotide messenger RNA. The record is from the annotation of a GenBank genome assembly. Lineage: Eukaryota; Metazoa; Nematoda; Chromadorea; Rhabditida; Strongylidae.